Messenger RNA from Hordeum vulgare subsp. vulgare (domesticated barley), 2758 nucleotides. Its product is annotated as ABC transporter G family member 14. The transcript is spliced from 3 exons. Lineage: Eukaryota; Viridiplantae; Streptophyta; Magnoliopsida; Poales; Poaceae. The coding region runs from base 104 to 2161 and encodes 685 amino acids. Gene Ontology annotation, cellular component: membrane. The record is from RefSeq and is a predicted model, not a curated record. Gene Ontology annotation, molecular function: ABC-type transporter activity; ATP hydrolysis activity; ATP binding.
CCAAGUAGCAGUGGCAAACCAAAGCGCCAUUCCUUACUUGCUCUAUCCCAUCUCCUCAUCAUCGUAAGCUAGUAUACAUACUAUACAAAUUAAUUAGAUCGACAUGGCGCCUCAAGAAUUGCACGAUGGUGAUAAGCACAAGGAGGCGCCUCCUCCCGCCGGCAGCAACGGCAACCCUUCCGGCGCCGUCCAUCCCACCACCUCCAGCCCGCCGUCCGGCCACCGCCCCGCGGCCGCCAACCCAUUCCCUCUCGUCCUCAAGUUUGAGGAAGUGGUGUACAAGGUGAAGGUCGGGCAGGCGACGGACGGUUGGUGCACGAGGGUCUCGGCGGCGUGCCGCGGCGGCGGCGGGGCGGGGGGCAAGAAGAACAAGGCGGCGGUGGCGGUGUCGCCGCCGAGGGAGAAGACGAUCAUCAGCGGGAUGUCCGGGGUGGUGCGGCCGGGGGAGAUGCUGGCGAUGCUGGGCCCGUCCGGGAGCGGCAAGACGACGCUGCUGACGGCGCUGGGAGGCCGGCACCGGCACGCGCUGCUGUCCGGGAAGAUCACCUACAACGGGAAGCCCUUCUCCGGCGCCGUGAAGCGGCGCACGGGGUUCGUGACGCAGCACGACGUGCUGUACCCGCACCUCACCGUGUCGGAGACGCUGUGGUACACGGCGCUGCUCCGUCUGCCCCGCGCGCUGGGCGCCGGCGAGAAGCGCGCGCAGGCGGAGGCGGUGGCCGCGGAGCUGGGCCUCGCCAAGGUGGCCCACAGCAUGGUCGGCGGCGUGCGGGGCGUGCGCGGGCUGUCCGGCGGCGAGCGCAAGCGGGUGAGCAUCGGGCUGGAGAUGCUCGUCGACCCCAGCCUGCUGCUCCUGGACGAGCCCACCUCAGGGCUCGACUCCACCACGGCCGCCAGGAUCGUCGGCACGCUCCGCCGCAUGGCCGCCGGCGGCGGCCGCACGGUCGUGGUCACCAUCCACCAGCCGUCGUCGCGCCUCUACCACAUGUUCGACAAGGUGCUGCUGCUGUCCGCCGAGGGGCGGCCCAUCUACUACGGCCUCGCCGCCGACGCGCUCUCCUACUUCGCCUCAGUCGGCUUCGCGUCGCCGCUGUCCGUCAACCCGGCCGACCUCAUGCUCGACCUCGCCAACGGUAUCUUGCCGGACACGAACGGCGACGGCGUUCUUCCCGGCGGCGGGAGCGAGGGCGAGCAGAAGGAGGUGCGGGGGAAGCUGGCCGACGCGUACGCGCGCCACAUUGCGCCGGCGGUGAAGCUCGACAUAUGCUCCAACGAGGCGGCCGGCGCCGGCGGCAUCAUCGGGCAACGCCGGGGCGCGUCGGGGUCGGGGUCGGGCGUGGAGUGGACGGCCGGGUGGUGCGCCCAGUUCUCGGUGCUCCUCCGGCGCGGGCUCAAGGAGCGCCGCCACGAGUCCUUCAACAAGCUCCGCAUCUUCCAGGUGCUGAGCGUGGCGUUCCUCGCGGGGCUCCUCUGGUGGCGCACGCCGGCGGCGCACCUGCAGGACCGGACGGCGCUCAUCUUCUUCUUCUCCGUCUUCUGGGGCUUCUUCCCGCUCUACAACGCCGUCUUCGUCUUCCCGCUGGAGCGCCCCAUGCUGCUCAAGGAGCGGUCCUCGGGGAUGUACCGCCUCUCCUCCUACUUCGCCGCGCGCACCGCCGCCGACCUGCCCAUGGAGCUCGGCCUGCCCACCGCCUUCGUGCUCAUCCUCUACUGGAUGGGCGGCCUCGACCCGCGCCCGGCCUCCUUCCUGCUCUCCCUCCUCGUCGUGCUCUACAGCGUGCUCGUCGCCCAGAGCCUCGGGCUCGCCGUCGGCGCCGUGCUCAUGGACGUCAAGCAGGGCACCACGCUCGCAUCCGUCAUCACCAUGGUCUUCCUCAUCGCCGGCGGCUACUACGUGCAGCACAUCCCGCCCUUCAUCGGGUGGCUCAAGUGGCUCAACUACAGCUUCUACUGCUACCGGCUCCUCCUCGGCAUCCAGUUCCGCGACGGCAGCGCCGUCUACGACUGCGGCGGCGGCGCGCUCUGCCCCGUCGCCGACUUCCCCGCCAUCAAGGCCGUCGGGCUCAACAACCACUGGGUGGACGUCUGCGUCAUGGCGCUCCUCCUCGUCGGCUACCGAGUCGUCGCCUACCUCGCCUUGGACCGCCUGCAGCCGAGGUAACUGAAGCCCAAGGGAGCAUCAUCCGUCUCAGCCAUGGAGGACCGACGGAUACAACAUCCACCAUGAGCUAGUUAGCCAUAAGCCGGGCAAGCUAGUUAGCUGAUUGCUCGCCGGCGCAGCGCUUCCCGGAUCCAUGGGGUAUACUCUACUGUGAUCCAGACCUGAGGCAUGACAGUUUGAGCUCGAUCGAUCUUGACGAGAGAUGAAGAAGAGAGGAUUAAUCUUCAUACUAAUAAGUAGAGUAGUACCACUCUGAGUCAAUAUGCAGUACUGCUUAAUCUGUACUGCAUCGAUUUUACAAGCUGGUAUGAUGGGCGUAGAACAAAAGUGAAAACUGCAAGUGCCUGCCAAUAGCACCGCCAUCAACUUUGCCUCAUCUUCUCAGGUUCUUUCUUGGAUCUGCACGUCAACUCCGGCUGUGCAUCAAACCCUAGCUAGAUGGGUCUUCUCAGCGGGGCCAUACUGCUGCUGCAGCUCUCCCGCAUCAAUCUGAGGGAAUAAGAAAUUACAUCACCUCAUACAUAAAUAAAUACAACUGUUAGUACAAGUUCUUAUCUUAAUUAUUCUUGCUAUGAGAAGACACCACUUCUUGGCUGA